Molecule: messenger RNA, 9493 nt
Organism: Sander lucioperca (pikeperch)
Lineage: Eukaryota; Metazoa; Chordata; Actinopteri; Perciformes; Percidae
Gene: plxna2
Product: plexin A2
Exons: 32
Coding region: 1116-6821 (1901 amino acids)
Biological process (GO): regulation of cell migration; positive regulation of axonogenesis; regulation of GTPase activity
Cellular component (GO): semaphorin receptor complex
Molecular function (GO): protein binding; semaphorin receptor activity
Source: RefSeq, a predicted model, not a curated record
UAUUUCUACAGCAAGUUAUCCAAACUGUAAAUUAUACUUGGCAUCUUAGAAACUUGAGACAUCCCUUUGGUAGCCUACCCCCCUUUUUUUGUUAUUAGUUGAGCGGAUGGUGCAUUGCAAUUUACCAUAUGGAUUCAUGUUUACGACAAAGUGUUAUUUGUUAGACAAUAUGGCUUACUCGUAUAGUUCUUAAUUUUCUAAGACUGCAUUGCUGAAUUCGACAACAAAUGUUCCUUUAAUGUAUUCAUUAUGAAUGUUUGUUUUCUGGGCGGAAACGGUUAACACCAUAACGAGCAGGAGUGUGAGGGGGGCUGGCUUUAAACACGCAGUGUGCCAGUGGCAGGGCAGCGUACACACACUACUGUUACAGUACAUUGAUGGAGCCGCUAAUGUGUGUCAGUCCGGCAGAGCCCCUGUGAAGAAGCGACGCUGCGGCUCUGAACCGACCGACCGACCGACCGACCGACGCUGCGAAAUUCCCACCGCGGGACCAUGGCAAGCCUGGCCGCGGCGUGUGUUCUGUAGAGCAGCCUGGACUGGACUGGAGGACGCUGUAUCCCGAACUGAAGGAAUGUGCCAUUUUCAUUGACACGGUCUAGCAAAGUAACAUUAGGAGGUCAGCUCACACGCUGAAUGCUCUGCUGCGAAGUUUACGCACUACAUUUUCUACCUACUCGCCGUUAUGAAGGUUUUUACUUGAAUGAAUGACGCCACCGCCGCAGCUUAACAGGUUCUGUAGGCAGAUGCGGGCUAUUUAAGGCUUCGGACGAACUAGUCAAUGUACAAUUAUUGAAGCAUCUUCGUAAAGAGAGGCUUUGUCCAGAUAGAGCAUUUGGAAACACAUAUUUUUUUUUUUUUCAAUUUUUUUUUCUUCACUGUGGAUGUGAGUCUGUAGCGCAUCAGUUGAAACCCAGAAGACAGCAGCCGCGCUGGACGCUGGGAGGGAGCAGGAUAACCGGGACAUCCAGUUUAAAUGAAGAGAAACAUGUGAAGACCCUUGUGAAGAUUUGACCUGCAAGUUAGCCUUCGACAACAAAAAGGCCAAGGUCUCCUCCCGUCUUCCCCUCAUUCAUUCUCUCUGAUUCCUCUGCAGUUUCCUUGCAGGCCCGUUAAACAUGGAGGGCCAGCGGGCUAUGCGCAGGACUUCAUCACCUGACCCUAAAGUUGCAGCUAUAUCUACUUUGCUAGGCUUUUGGCUCUUAGUAAUCCCUGCCUUGUGCAGUGGGCAGACAUUCACUAGUUUCCACCCUGAACGUCGGGACUGGGUCUUCAACCACCUGACGGUUCACCAAACCACAGGGGCUUUGUAUAUUGGAGCAGUCAACCGUGUGUACAAGCUCUCCGGCAACCUGACCCUACUUGUUUCCCAUGAUACAGGCCCAGAAGAUGACAACAAGGCCUGCUACCCCCCUCUGAUUGUCCAACCCUGUACUGAGCCCCUUGUCUCUACCAAUAAUGUCAACAAGCUUCUCCUCAUUGAUUAUUCCCAAAAUCGGUUGCUGGCCUGUGGCAGCCUCUACCAGGGUGUCUGCAAACUCCUCAGAUUGGAUGACCUUUUUAUCUUAGUGGAGCCCUCCCACAAGAAAGAGCACUACCUCUCCAGUGUCAACCAGACUGGGACCAUGUAUGGGGUCAUUGUGCCUUCACAGGGCCAGGAUGGCACCCUGUUUAUCGGCACAGCAGUGGAUGGAAAACAGGACUACUUUCCCACCAUCUCCAGUCGAAAGCUGCCCCGUGACCCAGAAUCUUCUGCCAUGCUUGACUACGAAUUGCACACUGACUUUGUGUCCUCCCUCAUCAAGAUCCCAUCAGACACGCUGGCACUGGUCUCCCACUUUGACAUCUACUAUGUCUACGGCUUCGCCAGCGGCAGCUUUGUUUACUUCCUGACUGUGCAGCCCGAGACGCCGGAGAACAGCAUGUCGUCGAGCGGAUCCACCAGUGACCUGUUCUACACCUCUCGCAUCGUCCGCCUCUGCAAAGAUGAUCGCAAGUUUCACUCCUAUGUCUCGCUGCCCGUCGGCUGUGUGAAAAAUGGCAUCGAGUACCGGCUGCUGCAGGCCGCCUACCUCGGCAAGCCGGGCCGCUUUCUCGCUGCCUCGCUCAACAUCAGCGCCCAAGAUGACGUGCUCUUCACCAUCUUCUCCAAGGGCCAGAAGCAGUUCCAUCGGCCGCCGGAUGACUCGGCGCUCUGCGUCUUCACCAUCCGAGACAUCAAUGCACGAAUCAAGGAGCGCCUGCAGUCCUGCUACCAGGGAGAAGGAAACCUUGAGCUCAACUGGCUGCUGGGGAAAGAUGUGCAGUGCACCAAAGCGCCGGUGCCCAUUGACGACUCUUUCUGUGGUCUGGACAUCAACCAGCCACUCGGUGGUUCUCAGCUGGUGACCGGUCACACUCUGUACACCGAGACACGCGACCGCAUGACUUCUGUCACCUCCUAUGUCUACAAUGGCUACUGUGUAGCCUUUGUGGGCACCAAGAGUGGACGCCUGAAGAAGAUUCGCGUCGACGGACCUCCUCACGGCGGUGUCCAGUACGAGACGAUAUCGGUCAUCAAGGACGGCAGCCCUGUCCUGCGAGAUAUGGCCUUCUCUCUCGACCGCAACUACCUCUACGUCAUGUCUGAGAGACAGGUUACCCAAGUUCCGAUCGAGUCAUGCGAGCAGUACGGGACCUGUGGAGAGUGUUUGAGCUCCGGGGACCCACACUGCGGUUGGUGUGUCCUGCAUAAUAUCUGCUCUCAGAGGAACCGGUGUGAGCGUGCAGAUGAGCCGUACCGCUUCGCUGCCUCUCUCAACCAGUGUGUGAAGGCCAGUGUGUACCCAGACAGCAUUGCGGUGUCAGAGCCCAGCGUACCUCUGCUGGUGAAGGUGAGCCACGUUCCAGAUCUUUCUGCGGGCAUCACCUGCUCCUUCGGCAACCUGACGGAGGUGGAGGGGCAGGUCAAUGGCAACCAGAUACUCUGUGUGUCUCCUGCUGCCAAGGACGUCCCCCUCAUCCCCAUCGACCAAGAUUGGUCAGGCGUCGAGCUGAGGCUUAACUCUAAGGAGACUGGUCAGAUGCUUAUCAGCACAGAGGUCAAAUUCUACAACUGCAGCGUCCACCAACUGUGUCUGUCAUGUGUGAACAGUGCCUUCCGCUGCCACUGGUGCAAGUACCGCAACUUGUGUACCCAUGACCCCUCCAGCUGUUCCUUCCAGGAGGGACGAGUCAACGCCUCAGAGGACUGUCCGCAGCUGGUGCGCUCUGAGGAGAUUCUGAUCCCAGCGGGGGAGGUGAAGCCUAUCACCCUGAAGGCCAGGAACCUGCCCCAGCCCCAGUCUGGCCAGCGAGGUUACGAGUGCGUCCUCCACAUCCAGGGUGUCAGCCACAGAGUCACCGCCCUCCGCUUCAAUAGCUCCAGCGUGCAGUGCCAGAACAGCUCGUAUCUGUACGAGGGAAUGAAAAUCAGUGAGCUGCCUGUGGAUUUCUCGGUGGUGUGGAACGGCAACUUCAUUAUCGAUAACCCGGAGAAUAUCCAAGUGCACCUGUACAAGUGUGCAGCCCAGCGGGACAGCUGUGGCACAUGUCUGAAGGCAGAGAGGAAGUUCCAGUGCGGCUGGUGCAGUGGAGAGGGAAGGUGUACCCUGCUGCACCACUGCCCUCCCAUCAAUCCUUACACCACCCGCUGGCUAAACCUGUCCAGUAAGAAUGUCAAGUGCACCAACCCACGCAUCACUGAGGUGACUCCAGUGGCUGGACCUCCAGAGGGAGGCACACGGGUGACCAUCCAUGGCAUGAACCUUGGUCUGGCCUUCUCAGACAUGGUUGAAAACGUGGAGGUGGCAGGGGUCAGGUGUACCCCUGUAGAGGAAGGCUACAUCAUCGCUGAACAGAUUGUAUGUGAGAUGGAUGCAGCUCCUGCCGACAGUAGACCAGGUCCGGUCCAGCUGUGCGUUGCAGAGUGCAGACCAGAGCUCAGGGCUCGCUCCUCGCAACUCUACUCCUUUGUGACUCCCACAGUCACAGGUCUGUCCCCGAGCAGAGGUCCAGAGUCUGGGGGCACCAAAGUAACCAUAAUGGGAGAAAACCUUGGCGCCGGCAGCAGUGUCAACGUUCAGUUUGGAAACCAGACAUGCGAGUACUUUGGACGGACCAUGACGGAGAUAGUGUGCUACUCUGCCCCUUCACUGUCUGGGGUCGGCCAAGUGCAGAUCAGUGUGAGCGUGGACCACGCUCAAAUCAGGGAGAGCCUCACCUUCGAGUACAUAGAAGACCCCACCGUCCAGCGCAUCGAACCAGACUGGAGCAUUGCAAGUGGCCACACCCCCCUGAUGGUGACAGGGACCAAUCUGGACGUGGUUCAGGAGCCCAGGAUCCGAGUCAAAUACGCCGGCCGAGAGUCUGUCAAUGUGUGUAAAGGAAUAAACACCACCUGUAUGAGUUGCUUCGCCCCCUCCCUGAUGGCAGAGUACAAUCCAGGUUUGGACACAGUAAAGCACGCAGACGAGUUUGGGUUCAUCUUUAACAACGUCCAGGCGCUGCUGGUCUACAACAACACCAACCUCCUCUACUACCCAAACCCUUACUUUGAGCCCCUCAGCGCCACCGGUGUGCUGGAGCAAAAACCUGGCUCACCCAUCAUUCUCAAGGGCAGGAACCUGGUUCCCCCAGCAUCAGGAGGGGUGAAGCUUAACUACACUGUGCUGAUUGGUGAGACUCCCUGCUCGGUCACUGUGUCUGAGAACCAGCUGCUGUGUGAGCCGCCCAACCUCACCGGACAAUACAAAGUGAUGGUUCAGGUAGGUGGUCUCCACGUCUCUCCUGGUGCGGUCCACAUCAUGUCUGACAGCCUGCUGACCCUCCCAGCCAUCGUCAGCAUCGCCGCCGGUGGAGGCCUCCUCCUCAUCAUCGUCAUCCUCGUCCUCAUUGCAUACAAGCGAAAGUCACGCGAAAAUGACCUCACUCUGAAGCGCUUGCAGAUGCAAAUGGACAACCUGGAGUCACGAGUUGCCCUAGAGUGCAAAGAAGCCUUCGCCGAGCUGCAAACAGACAUCAAUGAGCUGACCAGUGACCUGGACAGAGCUGGUAUCCCCCAUCUGGACUACAGGACAUACGCUAUGAGGGUCCUCUUCCCCGGCAUAGAGGAUCAUCCUGUCCUCAGAGAACUGGAGGUGUCAGGGAACGGCCAGAUGAAUGUGGAGAAGGCCCUGAAGCUGUUUGGCCAGCUCAUCAACAACAAGGUGUUCCUGCUCACCUUCAUCCGAACACUGGAAAUGCAGCGCUCGUUCUCCAUGAGGGACCGCGGCAACGUGGCCUCACUUAUCAUGACGGCCCUGCAGGGGCGGCUGGAGUACGCCACCGACGUCCUCAAACACCUGCUGUCGGACCUCAUCGACCGCAACCUGGAGAGCAAGAACCACCCCAAACUGCUGCUGCGCAGAACGGAGUCGGUUGCAGAGAAGAUGCUUACAAACUGGUUCGCCUUCCUCCUUCACAAAUUCCUCAAGGAGUGUGCCGGGGAGCCUCUGUUCAUGCUGUACUGCGCCAUCAAGCAGCAGAUGGAAAAGGGGCCCAUCGAUGCUAUCACUGGAGAGGCCCGCUACUCCCUUAGUGAAGACAAGCUCAUCCGCCAGCAGAUCGAGUACAAAACCUUGAUCCUAAACUGUGUGAACCCAGACAAUGAGAACAGUCCAGAGAUUCCAGUAAAGGUGCUCAACUGUGACACCAUCACCCAAGUGAAGGAGAAGAUACUGGACGCUGUUUACAAGAACAUGCCCUAUUCUCAGCGGCCACGUGCUGUCGACAUGGACCUUGAGUGGCGCCAGGGGCGAAUGGCUCGUGUGGUGUUGCAGGAUGAAGACAUCACCACCAAGAUAGAAAAUGACUGGAAGAGACUCAACACUCUCAUGCACUAUCAGGUGUCAGACCGCUGCGUUGUGGCUUUGGUGCCCAAACAGACCUCAUCAUACAACAUCCCCUCGUCAGCCAGCAUAACCCGCUCCUCCAUCAGCAGAUACGACUCUUCAUUCCGCUACACGGGCAGUCCCGACAGCCUCCGUUCACGUGCUCCCAUGAUCACCCCUGAUCUAGAAAGUGGUGUGAAGGUGUGGCACCUGGUGAAGAACCACGAACACGGAGACCAGAAGGAAGGGGACCGCGGUAGCAAGAUGGUCUCUGAGAUUUAUCUGACCAGGCUGCUAGCUACCAAGGGUACCCUACAAAAAUUUGUCGACGACCUAUUCGAGACGUUGUUCAGUACAGUUCACCGAGGGAGCACUCUUCCCCUCGCCAUCAAAUACAUGUUUGACUUCCUGGAUGAGCAGGCAGACAAGCAUGGCAUUCAUGACACAGACGUGCGACACACGUGGAAAAGCAACUGCCUUCCAUUGCGUUUCUGGGUGAACGUGAUCAAGAACCCGCAGUUCGUGUUUGACAUCCAUAAGAGCAGCAUCACGGAUGCCUGUCUGUCCGUGGUAGCUCAGACCUUUAUGGAUUCUUGCUCCACUUCAGAGCACCGUCUGGGCAAAGACUCCCCAUCCAAUAAGCUGCUCUACGCUAAAGAUAUCCCCAAUUACAAGAGCUGGGUAGAGAGGUACUACGCUGACAUCAACCGGCUGCCGGCCAUUAGUGACCAGGACAUGAAUGCCUAUUUGGCAGAACAGGCCCGACUCCACUCCACAGAGUUUAACAUGCUCAGCGCUCUCAAUGAGAUCUACUCUUACGUCAGCAAGUACAGUGAGGAGAUCACAGCCGCCCUGGAGCAGGAUGAACAGGCGAGGAAGCAGAGGUUGUCCUACAAGGUGGAGCAGCUGAUCUCGGCCAUGUCCCUGGAGAGCUGAGAGCGACCGCCACUCAAAGAGAGAGCCAACAACGAGAGAGACAGGACCACAAGUCUCUACAGGGCCCUCGCUAAGAAGGUUCCGCAUUACUUACCUCUCAUCGUGGGAGCUACCGCCACGAAAACCAGACCUGGGACCUCUCUGCAUUCACUGUCGGACAGACAUACAACAGCUUUAGUUUGUAAUUCUUUCCCCUCCUUCCAUGAUGGCACCAGCUAAGGGCCCACAGACUGAGAUAGAGGCCCUGCAGCUGGAGCUGAUAAUGGCAUAAGGAAGGACCAUCAGCAGAGAAGGCAAGAACAUGGCGUGUAUUUAUUUAUUUUUGUUCGUUCCUUUUUUUCCGCAAAGUAUAUUUUCUCUCAGUUUGACAGGAAAUUGUGUGUGUGUGUGUGUGUGUGUGUGUGUGUGUGUGUGUGUGUGUGUGUGUGUGUGUGUGUGUGUGUGUGUGUGUGUGUGUGUGUGUGCGUGUGUGCGUUUGUGUCUGAGUAAGACUCUGCCAAACCGUGAGAGCAAACGGAGGAACAGAUUUUAUCCUCCACUCAGUCAGAAACUGACACCUGAGUGUGAAAUGGAGACAAAAAAAAACAAAAAAAAUAACAGCGAGAAGCAGAGGAGCAGAUCUCACGUCGGACUGCUGCUGAGUUUGCGUUCAGAUUUCCCAGAUUUUUAUUUUUUUACUUGUACAUUUGAAUAUUAUCAGUUGCAGUUGAAAACAUCCGCCUCUCAGUCUCAGUCAAGUGUUGUUGUGCAAAGACGUAAAGAGACGGGCAGUGUGGUAGCGAAACAGGCCACGGUCCAUGUCUUCUCUCACUCCUUUCCCUCCUCGGACUGAUGCUUCACAUGACACGGACAAAACCUCUGCUCUUCCUCCAAUCAGAAGUGUACAGGAAAACAUAAAAGAAAAACUUAUGCUCGUCAUCUAAGAGUCAAUGGAUGGUCACAGUUCAGCCAGCACGCUUGCACCUAAACUGAGGACGAGAGGAAGUCUAUAGUGUAUUUAGGAGAUUACCAUAAAUCAGCAUCAAUCUGGUGUCCAAGGUUGUUGUUUUUUUCAGCAGUUAAGUCAUCUGUGUAUGUACCGUUGCCAAUCUGUUUAUGUGAAUGUACAAAUGUUUUUCAUUUGUUUGUCCGUUUGUAUGUCUAUUUGAGUUUUGCAAACAGAAAAGGGGCUCAGUUGAACUGCAGUAGCUUGUCAAGUGAACAACUCCAUUGGUCCGUCCUGGCCCAAGCCCGUCCAACUACGUCCCAAACAUUAUUUACCCUAAAUCACUUUUUUCUUCUGCUAGAGGAGAGCACGUAUCGUCUGCAUUGUGGCUGCUCAUACAUACACAGUGUACCAAACGAGAGCAAUUGGUCUCAAAGCUAAGAAUCUCCACUAUAUAACCACAGUUUGUAUCUAUUUGGGAACUUGAUCCACUUUGUGUGUACUUUGCAUGCAUGCUAUCACACAUCAGAAGUGCUCUAAGGGUCCAUCUUUGAUUCUAUCAAGUGCCAAUGAGUCACGCCAGCUUUUGUUGACCAGUUGAGAUGUUAGCUGAUGGGGGAUCUCCUUCCCCCCCCCCCCCCCCCCUUCCUGCGCACAGACAACAAGAAGCCUAGCUCCGUGGGUUCAGUUUCAACAAGUGCCAAAAGAUCCUGUUGGGUUUAAAUUGUUCGCUCAUGUGUCAAAAAUCGGUUCACGCUUUACAGAGGGAAGCAAAGCUCUCAUAUUGGAGUGUAGAGCCGGCUGAAGUUGAAGCUUAUAAAUUCUAACUGGAAUGGUUGAGUUUUGAAACUCGUAAAAAAAAGGUACGAAACAUAAGCGGGAGAAAAGAGAUCUGGGAAUGAGGAACACAACAUAUGAAACACAUAGACAGAAAAAAAAAAAAAAGAAGUAUGUUGCAUGUCGCGUUGAUGCGUCUCCUGACUUAAGCCAAAACGUCACAUGUUGAAAGGCUAAUGUUACCUUCCGACCUUCUACUUGGAUGACAACAAACUGUAGAUUCCAUCCUCUGGAUAGGUCCUUUCUGUUUCUUCCGGGAUAUAUGUUUGCUUGUUGUUUACAUUUAGUACUUGAAAAUAGGUAUUAUUAUAGGUUUGCACAGUAUACUGCAAUGGUGUGUUGUUGAGAGCAUGAUAAACAGCAGUAGUGGGGUGAAAGGUGCUUCUUUCUUCUCUGUGGCCUUAGAUACCCGCCUGCUUUAGUGUUCUUAGUGAUCUUAUUAGUCUUCGACUUGGGCACGGUCCUUUUUAGUGCUUCGGAGCCCAAUGGUUUCUCUGUGAUACCCAGAGCUGGCACUCUGCUGAGAACUGUCUUGGCGAGAUAAAGGAAAAGGUGAAGAGGGUAUGGCUGGGCUCAGACAGACGUUUCCUCGCUCAGCGCUCGGGAUCGCCCGAGCUGUUUGAAGAGAGGGUGUUGAGAAAUGAGGAGAGAGAGGGAGAGUUAGAAAGAGAGAGAGAGAACCCCUUUAGCUCUAGUUUCCUGCUCCGGCUUUGAAGCCUCUCUUUGAUCUGAGUCCGUUGUGUGUGCACAGUGUGAUCAGGAGAUGGAAAGAAGAAGAAGAAAAAAAAACAUCAAACUAACAGGCAAGGAGAAAUGUAGGAUGGUGUGAUGAUUGACAUGCUAUUACUGUGUCCGGCCAGUGGGGGCACAUGUGGGAAAGAUUAGAUUUUAUAAUUUGUUCCCUCAUCUG